AUGUUCCGAAAUUUAAUAGGUCCCAGGGCGGUCAUCAGGCCAACUCUUACCCUUCCUACCGUAGUCGCCCCCUCCGCCAUUGCAAGAUGGUCGAAACGAGGCUAUGCCUCUGAAGCUGAGGAAAAGGAUUUGGUCAUUAUUGGAGGUGGGGUUGCAGGCUAUGUAGCUGCCAUAAAAGCCGGCCAAGAGGGUUUGAAGGUUGCGUGCAUUGAAAAGCGUGGUACACUCGGCGGAACUUGUUUGAAUGUCGGCUGCAUACCUUCGAAAGCUCUCCUGAACAACUCGCAUCUCUACCACCAGAUCCUCCAUGAUACAAAAAAUCGCGGUAUCGACGUCGGCGAUGUCAAGCUCAACUUGGGACAGAUGAUGAAGGCAAAAGACACCGCGGUUUCUGGUUUGACGAAAGGUAUCGAGUUCUUGUUCAAGAAGAACAAUGUCGAGUACAUUAAGGGUACCGGAGCUUUUACUGGUGAGCACGAAAUCAAGGUCAACCUUUCGGAAGGAGGAGAGCAGACUGUUACCGCCAAGAACAUUAUCAUUGCCACUGGAAGUGAAGCUACACCGUUCCCUGGACUUGAGAUCGACGAGAAGAGAAUCAUCACCAGCACAGGAGCAAUCGCGUUGGACAAGGUUCCAGAAUCUAUGGUGGUCAUUGGCGGUGGUAUAAUUGGUCUCGAGAUGGGCUCCGUAUGGUCAAGAUUGGGUGCCAAGGUCACAGUCGUUGAAUUUUUGGGGCAAAUCGGUGGACCGGGAAUGGAUGCCGAAAUUUCGAAGGCUGCCCAGAAGACCCUGAAGAAGCAAGGCAUCGAGUUCAAGCUCAACACCAAGGUCUUGGGAGGUGACACCAGCGGCGAGAAAAUCAAACUUGAUGUGGAAGCCGCGAAGGGUGGCAAGCAGGAGACGCUCGAUGCCGACGUCGUACUCGUCGCCAUCGGUCGACGACCAUAUACUGCUGGCCUAGGAUUAGAAAACAUUGGUCUGGAGACUGACGACAAGGGAAGACUAGUUAUUGACUCUGAAUACCGGACGAAAAUCCCUCACAUUCGCGUCAUUGGCGACUGUACAUUCGGUCCCAUGCUCGCCCACAAGGCCGAGGAGGAAGGUGUUGCCGCUAUUGAGUAUAUCAAGAAGGGUUAUGGCCACGUCAACUAUGGGGCAAUCCCUUCCGUCAUGUACACACAUCCGGAGGUCGCGUGGGUCGGCCAGAACGAGCAGGAAGUCAAGGCUUCUGGUGUAAAGUACAAAGUCGGCACAUUCCCGUUCUCGGCAAACUCAAGAGCGAAGACGAACUUAGACUCAGAGGGUCUCGUAAAGAUAAUUGCGGAUGCUGAGACGGAUAGAAUCCUCGGCGUUCAUAUCAUUGGACCGAGUGCCGGGGAGCUGAUCGCGGAGGGAACGCUUGCAAUCGAAUACGGGGCAUCGAGUGAGGAUAUUGGUCGUACAAGUCACGCGCAUCCAACUCUUUCGGAAGCGUUCAAGGAGGCUGCGAUGGCAACGUAUGGCAAGGCAAUCCAUUUCUAA
Molecule: messenger RNA, 1521 nt
Organism: Lachnellula hyalina
Lineage: Eukaryota; Fungi; Ascomycota; Leotiomycetes; Helotiales; Lachnaceae
Gene: dld1
Product: Dihydrolipoyl dehydrogenase, mitochondrial
Exons: 5
Coding region: 1-1521 (506 amino acids)
Cellular component (GO): mitochondrion; oxoglutarate dehydrogenase complex
Molecular function (GO): flavin adenine dinucleotide binding; dihydrolipoyl dehydrogenase (NADH) activity
Source: RefSeq, a predicted model, not a curated record